This is a messenger RNA of Pantherophis guttatus, 6885 nucleotides long. Its product is annotated as solute carrier family 12 member 9-like. Gene Ontology annotation, molecular function: potassium:chloride symporter activity. Gene Ontology annotation, biological process: cell volume homeostasis; potassium ion homeostasis; chloride ion homeostasis. Lineage: Eukaryota; Metazoa; Chordata; Lepidosauria; Squamata; Colubridae. The record is from RefSeq and is a predicted model, not a curated record. Gene Ontology annotation, cellular component: membrane.
CGGUCGUUGUGCGCGCAACCAGCAGCAGCAGCACCGGCGGCGGCGGAGGAGGGGAUCAUGCCCGGCCGUCGGAGCGGCGGCGGCCUGUCGGAGCGGAGCCCGUUGCUGGCUUACCGGCUUUGCAGCAGCUCGUCGCUGGAGCCGGACGAAGCGGCCCCGACGUCCCGCAAGCUCUCCACUUUCCUGGGCGUCGUGGUGCCCACUUUGCUCUCCAUGUUCAGCGUGGUGCUUUUCCUCCGCUUGGGUUUCGUGGUGGGACAAGCAGGAUUGUACCAAUCGCUGGUGAUGUUUCUGGUGGCCUAUUUCAUCAUCGGAAUGACGGUCCUGUCGGUGUGUGCGAUCUCUACCAACGGGGCCUUGGACGCCGGGGGUGCCUACUAUAUGAUCAGCCGGGCUUUGGGCCCUGAAUUCGGUGGCAGCAUUGGCCUCAUGUUCUUCUUUGCCAAUGUUUGUGGCAGUGCCCUCUACAUCUUGGGCCUGGUGGAGGCCGUGGUGGAUGACUUCGGCAGCCCGGCAGAGGGGACUAUUGGGACAGCCACACAGGUCCUUCCCCGCGGUUACUGGUUCGACCUCUUGUACGCCACAGUCCUCCUGUUCCUGUGCCUUCUCGUCUGCCUUGUGGGUGCCGGCAUCUACGCUAAGGCCACCUUCCUCAUCUUCCUCAUCGUCAUGGUGGUGCUGGGUACUGUCUGCCUCAGCUUCUUUAUCGUGGGCGUCCGGGUUGUGGGGCUUCCCGCGACCACGGAUGGCAACCGCACCGAACUCGCCAAUGCGUCCUUCACCGGAUUCAAACUCAGCACCCUCCUGGAUAAUCUGCAUGCGGACUAUAGUGUCGAUUACACAACUGGCCGGCUGAUGAGCUUCAGCACUGUCUUUGCCGUCAUGUUCAACGGUUGCACGGGAAUCAUGGCUGGGUCGAACAUGUCAGGCGACCUCAAGCGGCCCAGCUAUUCCAUUCCUCGGGGCACCAUCAUGGCCGUGAUAUUCACCUACAUUGUGUACAAUUUGUUGGCGGUCCUCCUGAGCUGCACCUGCGACAGGUUUCUUCUCCAGCGGGAUUACAGCUUUUUGAAGGACAUCAACAUCUGGCCCCCGUUUGUCAUCAUCGGGGUCUACUUUUCCACCCUCUCAGCUGCCAUGAGCAACCUCAUUGGGGCCUCCCGGAUCCUUUACGCUUUGGCCAAAGAUGACCUCUUUGGCAAAGUUUUGGGCCCAGCGAAGCAGACAUCGGCUGGUGAAAACCCCUGGGUAGCCGUCAUCUUCUCCUGGAUCCUUGUACAGCUGGUCCUGUUUUCCGGGAAGCUGAACACCAUAGCUGCAGUGGUCACCAUCUUCUUCCUACUGGUUUACGCUACGGUGGAUUUGGCCUGCCUGGCGCUCGAGUGGGCCUCUGCCCCGAACUUCAGGCCCACCUUCAAAUAUUUUACGUGGCACACCUGUGUGCUGGGCAUUGCCGGCUGUGUCGUGAUGGUGUUUCUCAUCAGCCCCAUCUACGCUUCGGCCAGCAUGGCCUUCAUGGUCGUCCUGCUGGUGGCCCUCCAUUACCUGUCCCCCAGCAGCAGCUGGGGCUACAUCAGUCAAGCUUUGAUCUUCCACCAGGUCCGCAAGUACCUGCUGCUGUUGGACAGCCGCAAGGAACACGUCAAAUUUUGGCGCCCCCAAGUGUUGCUGAUGGUGCGGAAUCCACGGACUUCCCUCCAACUCAUCCGUUUCAUCAACGACCUCAAGAAGAGCGGCUUGUACGUGCUCGGCCACGUAGAGUUGGCGGAUCUGGACUGCCUGCCAUCUGAUCCCUUGCCGGACCAGUCGGACUCCUGGCUGCAGCUGGUGGACCGGUUGAAUAUCAAAGCCUUCGUCAACCUGACGCUCGCCAGUUCAGUGCGGCACGGCACACAGCAGCUGCUCUUCAUCUCGGGACUGGGAGGCAUGAGGCCUAACACCAUUGCGCUGGGCUUCUACGACAACGCCCCCCCACUCGACAACUUGUCCCAACCCACAGCCUUCAGCAGAGACGAGGCAAUUUGGCACGACUUCCCUCCCGUCUGGACCUACGGAGGCCCCAAGCAACUGUCUUCCCGGGAGUACGUGGCCAUCAUCUGCGACGCCAUGAAGAUGUCGCGCAACGUCCUUCUGGCCCGCUACUUCGACCAGCUCCAGCUGCCUCAGUCCGUCGGGUGGCGAGCCCAACCUCUCAUCGACGUCUGGCCCAUCAACCUUUUGCGCCCCGACAGCGCCCGCUACGUCGACACCAGCAGCCUCUUCUUGUUACAGAUGGCCUGCGUCCUGGCCAUGACCCGGUCGUGGCGACGGGCUCGCUUGCGUCUCUUCCUCUGCGUGCAGAGUUGCACCAGCCCCCAGGGCCAGGAGGACAAGCUGCGGCAGCUUCUGAAGGACCUGCGCAUCCAGGCGAAAGUCCAGCUGGUGCUGUGGGACAGCGUGGUUGCUCUCCAUUGGCACAGCCGCCAGGAAGACUCGGCGGACGGCGCCCUCAACUUCUCCAGCAACAUAACGUCGGUUUCCGACGAGUAUUUGACUGCGGUUAACCAGCUCAUUCUCCAACAGAGUUCCAGUCCUACUGUCCGCUUCCUUUACCUGCCCCGUCCUCCCGCAGACACUAAUUUAUACCCCAGAUAUUUGGAACAACUAGAGAUCCUGACCCACGGACUCGGCCCCACGCUGCUAGUGCAUGGGGUGAGUGCCGUUACUAGCACUCAGCUGUAAAGCAGGGUUGUCUGUUGUCCACUGUGGGCAAGGGUUGGUGGUUGAUGGAACACCAGGCGGAGGUGGCCCUCAAGGAUCGAGGUGAAGGCGAACUGAAUAUCAACCAGCAAUAUUCUUGGCUGAAGUUGGGGUUCCACAUCUCCCCAACCUUUUCUUCCCAGGCCGGGUUGCUGCGAUGCCUCCCAACACACGAUAACCGUGCAGCAGGGCUAAGGCACAGCUCCGUGGUCCUAGCCGAGAGCUUCCAUCGAGCGGUGUCUCCUCUGUGCUGCUUUGGCGGACUGCCGAGAGAACGACUUGUCAACAACCAAAGAAUAUGAAGCUGAGUCUGGGUCCUCCCAUCUUGGGAGUUUGGCAGCCAGAAGGUUCCUUGGCGCCAGGUGGCUUUGGAAAACUCUGUGACGGCUGCCUUUCUUUGGACACUUGUAAAGAUGGGAACAGAAUUAAAGGUUGUUGGAUUUAAAUCUGUCGUGAUGGCAGGGGAGGCGUUUCUUACAUCAACAAUAAGGAUCAGGAUUUAAGGCAGGGAUCUCCAAACAUGGCAACUUUAUGACUUGUGGCCUUCAACUCCCAGAAUUCCCCAGAUUUUAAGACUUGGGCCUUCAACUCCCAGAAUGCCCUAGCCAGCCUUUAAGACUUGUGGCCUUCAACUCCCAGAAUGCCCCAGCUAAUUUUUAAGACUUGUGGCCUUCAACUCCCAGAAUGCCCCAGCUAAUUUUUAAGACUUGUGUCCUUUAGCUCCCAGAAUGCCCCAGCUAACCUUUAAGACUUGUGGCCUUCAACUCCCAGAAUUCCCCAGCCAGAUUUCAAGACUUGUGGCCUUCAACUCCCAGAAUUCCCCAGCCAGAUUUUAAGACUUGUGGCCUUCAACUCCCAGAAUCCCCGAGCCAGAUUUUAAGACUUGUGUCCUUCACUUCCCAGAAUGCCCCAGCCAACAUGGCUGUCUGAGGAAUUCUGGGAAUUGAAGUCCACAAAUCUUAAAACGUUUCCAAGUUUGGAGACUCCUGAUCUAAAGCAUCCAUCAUCAAUAGCAGAAUUGGGCGUCAUUCUUACCAAAGAAUGACAAACUCAUCCCUUGGCUUUGGCAGGUAACAAAUGCUGCUUGUGUAGCAAACGCAAUUGGCACCUGUUUGUGUGAUGGCUUCCAGUCUCAGCAAAUGUGUUGACUUGAGUAUUGGAUGCAUUAAUCGGAGCAAGAACAGAGGGAAAAAAAAAUAGGUAAUCACUCUUGACUCUUCCAUUCAGUGGUCUUGCUCCCUCCAUAUAGUUAACUAGGCUAGUGGGGCAGUUAAUGAGUUGUAGAGGCUCAUAAAUCAAGUGGGAUGACCCAUUUUAGUUAGUCCUCCAAGAAAAAGAGACUAAAAGGCAGAGUGUCUGGAAAAAAAAGCAUUGCCCUACCACAGAUGAAUUGCAAUGACCCAACUGCUCAGCAGUAUCUUCCAUCGGAAUAGAGCUGGAAGGGGCCUUGGAGGUCUUCUAGUCCAGCCCCCUUCUCAAGCAAGAAAUCCUAUGUCCCAUUUCAUAUCCCGUUUGUUAAAUCUCUUUCUUAAAACCUCCAGACAUGAAGCACCCGCAACUUCUAGUGGCAAGCUGUUCCACCGGUUAAUUGUCCACACUUUUACAAAGUUUCUUCUUAAUUCCAGGUUGCUUUUCUUUUUGAUUAGUUUCCAUCCGUUGCUUCUUGUCCUGCCUUCAGGUGCUUUGGAAAAUAAAUUGACCCCCCCCUCUUCUUUGUGGCAGCCCCUCAAAUACUGGAAGACUGCUAUCAUGUCCUAGUCCUUCUUUUCUCUAGAUUGGCCAAACCCAAAUCCUGCAACCGUUCUUCAUCUUGAUGCCUGUCUAUCCAAUUGGGAAGAAUUUUGGGAGGUGAAGUCCACAAGUCACCAAGGGGCCAUCAUCCCCCACUUGAGAGAAGAAGGGCAUAUAUUGAUGUGAUACAGGUAGUCCUCAAAUUACAGCAGCUUAUUUAGUGACUGUUUGAAGUUUCAACAGCACUGAAAAAAGCGACCUAUGCUUGUUUUUCACACUUAACGACCGUUGCGCCAUCCCCAUGGUAUUCAGACGCUGGGCAACUGACCCAUAUUUAUGACGGUUGCAAUGUGCCAGGGGGGUCACGUGAUUCUCCUUUUGCGACCUUCUGACAAGCAAAGUCAAUGGGGAAGCCAUGUUCACUUAACAGCCAUGGCAAGAAAUGUUAUAAAAGGGGGAAAACUCACUUAACCACCGUAUCCCUUAGCAACAGAAAUUUUGGGCUUCAACGAAGCUGCCCGAUGCUCCAAAAGGGUGUCCUGCACAGGUGGCCUCGGUGAAUCCGUGUGUCAGGGUUCCGACCGAUGCCCUAAUUAAAUCAUGAGCCUCGAGCCAAGCUUCAAAAUAAAUCCAUUUUUUUCUUAGGAGCCUCAUGUCGGCACAGUCCAAGUGAAGCCAACUGUGACCCCACAUCAUUUACGGCCCAGUUCUGACCCUGUUUUCCCCCUCCCCCUCAAGGUGUGCCAUCAGUCACAUUCUCCAACGAAGCAAUUUCGCUGGUUGUAGAGAUCACUCCCCUCCGUCCAAUGUGGGUAACCCCUGGAGACAGCCUUGACAGAGAUAUGGCUGGAAUGUGCUUUUGUUUUGACUGACAUGCUGCCUCGGAAGUUCGUUUUCCCAUCCCCCUUGCCUAUGGCAACUCGAGAGCAGGCCAGGGAUGCUUUGUGAGUGGACACCGUGAAGCUGAGUAGGCACACUCGUCUCAUUUAGUGUCUGCUCUCACCGCUCCGCUUUUGGGGCAUCGGGAGCAGGAGGCUUGGCGACACAGCUGGGGAAGGGAAACUGGGCUACGCAGCUCCACUCAGGCAAGAGAGAAGCCUUUGGGGCGAGUGAGUGCCUGCCACUCAUCCUGCCCUGUUGAGUAUAGACCACGGCCCGGUAGUGGUCCAUGGCCCACAGGUUGGGGACCCCUGUUCUAGAGUCUCAACAUCUUUUUUUAUAACAUGGUGACCAAACCCAUAUGUGUUCUGUCCCCCACCCAUACGCACAUACACCAACAGACGUUCAAGAGUUAAAGACCAAACCAGCCGGCAAAAUCCUUUUCCUUAUGAUAACGGAACUUGGCAACAACCUAGUGGCUGCCUGCCAAGAGUUUAUUAUUUACGAAGAGGAGAGAUAACUUCUCCCCACUCCUGGUACAUCAAAAGAAACAGCUCAAUAAUUACGGAGUUAAGUCCAGAGAUAAUCCAGCAAAGUCUCUAGCCAAAAGUCCGGCAAUGCAGAAUGGCGUGGAAGCUUUCAGCUUUGUUCGUCACAAGGUUUGACUGGCCACCACGCUCCCUUUUAUAUCCUGUGGGGUGUGGUCCAGUGACUCAGCCUAAUCUCGGGCACGCCUUUUCUUCUGUUGCGCGCGCUUAUCUCUGCGACGCUGGCAUGGAUCCAGCCAAGACUCAUUACCCUCAUCACUGUCCAUCUGUGGCUACGUGGACAUGCUUGGCCCUGGCCCUAUCUCUUGCCCUUCGGCGGACACCGAAGGCAUUGCCAGAGAGGAGGGUCCUGAAGAGGGAGGCCUUGCCAACUCCUCUCCUUCACUCUCGGAGUCCUCUCCUGCUGAUGACACAGGCUCAGGUAACGGAGCCACAACAAGAUGCCGUAUUCCAAGCGUGAUCCUACUAAGGCUUUAUAAAGCGUUACUAACACUUCACCUGAUCUUGAUUCUUAUCCGUCAGCCUGCCCACCUUUUCUCGUUGGGUUCUCUCUCUUGCGGGUGGAUGCCAGCAUCAUGACCUUGACUCACGUCAAGGAAACGUGGGUGGAGAAUGUCCAGGGACUUUAGCAACAGAAGUAAUUGGAUCUCCUCGGGACAGGUAGCCAAGGUAAUGUAAAGACGUCACGGCAUCGUCACGCAAACGACAUGCAAACUUUGGCAAGUUCUAACCUUGGAGGUUGGCAUUUUGGCCCGGAGAAGAUGUGGGGAGCAGGGGGUUGGACUAGAAGACCUCCAAGGUGCCUUCCAACUCUGUUAUCCUAUCCCAGGAGUCUGCAACCUUAAACACUCAAAGAGCCAUUUGGACCAAUUUCCCACAGAAAAGAAAACACCGGGAGCCACAAAACUCUUCCCAUGCCUGACUAUUUCUUGAGCGGCCACAAAACUGGCAUCUGUAGUUGAAUUAAACGUUCUGUUUUCUUCUGAAA